Saccoglossus kowalevskii is the source of this 1268-nucleotide messenger RNA. Its product is annotated as germ cell-less protein-like 1-like. Lineage: Eukaryota; Metazoa; Hemichordata; Enteropneusta; Harrimaniidae. The record is from RefSeq and is a predicted model, not a curated record.
CGUAAACAUUUCAAACUUUGACUUUCAAACUAUUUUUGUUUUGCAACAGCAUGGGUAAUUAUGUUUCGGGUUGGGGUAAAACAGAAGGCACAACUACGCCAAGAAAAAGAAACCGCGACGAAUGUGAACCGGACAGUGACAAUGAUAGUGAUCCAGAAUUUCUACACACACCAAAAAGGAAAAAGCUUCACACUACUUCCAAGUAUAUCUAUGAAACCCUAUUUGUGAGUGGUCAGAAUAGUGAUGUUACUAUACAGGCACUGGGAAAAGAAUGGCAUCUACACAAAGUUUAUUUAUGCCAGUCUGGUUAUUUUUCAAGUAUGUUCAGCGGUUCAUGGAUGGAAUCCAGUUCUUCAUGGAUCACAAUUGAUAUACCAGAUGACAACAUUGAUAUAGAAGCUUUAAGAGUAGCGUUAGGUUCUUUGUAUAGAGAUGAUGUCAUGAUCAGUCCAUCUAAAGUUGUUCCUAUCUUAGCAGCUGCAACACUACUCCAGUUGGAUGGUUUGAUUCAACAAUGUGCUGAUAUAAUGACUGAAACAACAAGUAAAAAAACAGUAUGUACUUAUCAUGCUGCGUCCUCUGCUUAUGGAUUAAGCCUCGUAGCUAAUAGCUGUGUACAGUGGCUUGAGAGGAAUCUGAUGUUACUCCAGAGUGUUACAGUACUAAGGGAACUAAGUAUUGAAUUAAUGGAAACCAUAAUAAAAUCUGCAAAUUUAUUUGUAUUACAAGUUGAAAUGGAUGUGUACACAAUGGUGAAAAAGUGGACAUUUCUGAAGAUAACCCCAUCAUGGCAAGGUACACUGAAACAGUUGACUGCAGAUGCAGAUUCCUAUUUUAGAAGUUUGGAGGCUGGUGAAUUUCUUGAAUCCGAAAGAGAAUGGUUAUUACCAAUUUACAAACACCAAUGGCAGGCUAUGUUAGCUGUUGAAAUAGGAACUGAUAGAGGGCCAGCUGAGAUAUCUCUGGAUAAACUUGGUGAACAUGGUAUGAGGUGUGGACGAAUUAUAAAUAAAGAAGGAGAUAAGUCAUUGUUUACUUGGCAAUCUAUGAAUUUAAAACCCAGUAAACAAGAUCAAAAUAGUGAAUAUCAGAAUAGUGAAAUGGAAUGUCAUGGAAAACUAAUGGUUUUACAGUAUGGUUAUCCUAUAUGUAGACCAGAUCAGAGGAUCAAGGGUAACACUAUCUGGGUAUCGCUUUAUCAAUCCAGAUCUGGGAAAGUUAGGAGAUUCAGACUAGAUGAUAUAAGUAAACAAAUGGUGUGUGAAUGA